Trichechus manatus latirostris (Florida manatee) is the source of this 3102-nucleotide messenger RNA. It is a transcript of the gene NLRP11, whose product is annotated as NLR family pyrin domain containing 11. Gene Ontology annotation, biological process: regulation of inflammatory response. Lineage: Eukaryota; Metazoa; Chordata; Mammalia; Sirenia; Trichechidae. Gene Ontology annotation, cellular component: cytoplasm. Gene Ontology annotation, molecular function: protein binding. The coding region runs from base 1 to 3102 and encodes 1033 amino acids. The transcript is spliced from 9 exons. The record is from RefSeq and is a predicted model, not a curated record.
AUGGCAGCAUCAAGUUCUACAGACUCCGACCUGCUGUGGUACCUAGAGAAGCUCGAUAAUAAGGAAUUUCAGAGUGUUAAGGAACAUCUCAUACGAGCACCUUUGGAGUUUGGACUGCCAGAGAUUCCGUGGCUUCAGCUAAGGAAAGCCCAACAAGAAGAUCUGGAUAAGAUAUUGACAACCAAUUAUGAGGCACAUAUUACCUGGAAUAUGAUGUUCAGCAUCUUUCAAAAGAUCAGUCGUCAAGAUCUCUGUGAGGAGAUCGAUGCCAGACGGAACCGUAACAAAGAGACAUACAAAAAUCUCAUAAUUAAAAAAUUACUACUCCAAUGGGAAGAAGGCAUUUAUCCAAAAGUUCAUGAUGAUUUCUAUGAUUCAAUUGCAUCGGGAAUUUUCCGCGUAUUUGAAAUGAUCUUCGAUCCUAAGUACAAUUUGUCAUCAGAUAACUUUAAUGUGUUCCUGAUAGGAGAGAGAGCAGCUGGAAAAACAAUGCUUAUAAAGAUGGCAGUGAUACUAUGGGUGAGUGGACGCAUAUGGAAGGAUACAUUCUCAUACAUCAUUCAUCUCACUUCUCGUGAGAUAAACCAGAUGGCCCACAGUAGCUUUGUUGAGCUGCUCUCCAAGGACUGGCCUGACAGCCGGGCUCCUGUGGCAGAUAUCCUGUCUGAUUCCCGGAAGCUCUUGUUUAUCCUUGAGGACUUGGACAACAUAAAGUUCAUCUUAAACAUGGAUGAAUCUGCUUUGUGUAGUGACAGCAGGAAGCAGGUGCCAGUAUUGGUACUCCUGGUCAGUUUGUUCAAGAGAAAAAUGGCACCAGGUUCCUCAUUCCUCAUCUCAACCAGGCCUGGGCGACAGGAUGCCAUGGAUGCAUUAUUGAAGGAAACAGAUUACUCCAUCAAUCUGAAUUUCAUCGAUGAAAUAAGGCAGAGGUAUUUCACCUUAUUCUUUAAAGACAGUAGGAAGGCUACAAUAGCCUUCAAAUUUGUCCAGGAGAAUGAAAUGCUUGUGGAUCUGUGCAACGUGCCCAUCUUGUGCUGGGUUGUUUGCACGACCCUGAAUCACCAGAUGGACAAGGCGGAUGAUGUCAAACUCAAGUUCCGAACAUCCACUGACAUACAUGCCCAUUUUCUCACCAACGCGUUGAUGUCUGAGCCUGGUAUGGUUGCUGGUCAGCAUCACCUGGUCCUUCUAGAGCGUCUGUGUUGGCUGGCUUUAGAAGGGCUGUUGCAAGACGUAUUGGACUUCAGUAACCAAGACCUCAGAAGUGUUGGGCUUACCGAGGCUGAUGUCUCUGUGUUGCAGACCACAAAUAUUCUUACGCGGAGCAGCAACUGUGAAGACCAUUGCACGUUCAUACACCUGCGUGUCCAGGAGUUUUGUGCAGCCAUAGCGUACAUGAGGCCAUUGAUCGCAUCCCUGCUCCCCUCAACCAGUAAAGAAAAAGAGAGGAGGGCAGAAUAUAAGUAUCUUAGUCCAAUAAUGACUUGCAUUUUUGGUCUUCUUAACAAGAAGACGAGAGACAUUCUUGAGACAUCCUUUGGCUGUCAACUAUUAUCAGAGAUGCACCGGCAGUAUUUCCUGGAGCAAAUGGAAAACUUGGGUGCUAAUCCAACAGCAAUGGAACACCACGUACCUUUGUUUUAUUGUCUCUUUGAGAACCAGGAGGAAGAAUUUGUGAAACAGAUAAUGGGAUUUUUCGUAGAAGCCACCAUUUUUAUCCAAGAAAACAAAGAUCUGAUGGUUUCAUCAUAUUGUCUGAAGCGCUGCCAUACGCUACAGAAACUUAGGUUGUGUAUUCAAGGCAUCUUUGAAAAGAAUUGCAUUUUUCUUCCUCUACGCAGUCAAAUGAGGAGCCUGACCCAUUGGAGAGACAUCUGCUCUCUGCUUUAUACCAAGGAGAACCUCCGAGAGCUGGAAAUUUGUAACAGCAAACUUGACAACACUUCGGAAAGGAUCCUCUGUAAAGCACUGGGACAUCCCAGCUGUCUACUUCAAACACUCAAGCUGACGUAUCUUGCUGUUGAUGCCAGAUUUGAGGACUUGUUCAAGGCCAUCGUUCAUAACCGGAAUCUGACACACUUGAGCCUGACUUGUAUGCCUGUUUCCCUAAAGAUGUUUUCACUUCUGCGUGAGGUCUUGGCCAAUCCAAUGUGCAACAUACAGCAUCUGAGCUUGAUGAAGUGUGAUCUGAAAACUAGCACCUGUGAAGAAAUCUCUUCAAUCCUCAUCAACAGCAAGAAGCUGAAACGACUGUCCUUAUCCAACAACCCGCUGAAUAACAACGGGGUGAAAAUUCUAUGCGAUGCCUUGCUCCACCCAGGCUGUGCUCUUGAGUCACUGGUGUUAUUCUUCUGUUGCCUCACUGAAACCUCUUGCAGCUCAAUUGGGAGAGUUGUUAUGCUCAGCAGAACUAUAAAACAUCUAGAUGUGAGUGUAAAUUACCUACAAAAUCAUGGAGCAUUGGUCUUAAUUUUGUCCUUGAUGAUGCCAACCUGUCAGUUACAGGAGCUGGAGCUGUCAGGUUGUUUUUUCACCACUGAUGUCUGUCGAGACAUUGCCGCUGCUAUUAUUACUAACAAAAACCUGAGGAGCCUGGAGCUUGGGAGCAAUAAUAUAGGGGAUGCAGGAGUGGAGCUGUUGUGUAAUGCCUUGAAACACCCAACCUGCAAUUUAGAGAAUCUUGGGCUAGAAGAGUGUAUGCUGACCAAUACCUGCUGUGAGAGUAUUGCCUCUGUUCUUAUCAGCAGCAAAACACUGAAAAAACUCAGUCUGCUUGGAAACGAAUUGGAUGAGGAAGGAAUUGUGCAACUCCUUCAGGGCUUAGGGCACCCUGAUUGCAUACUUCAGACAAUUGGUCUUCAAAUAAGUGAUGUAGGUGCAGAGACCCUGGAGUUGCUGAGGACUGUGAGAGAGAAAAACGCUAAACUGGUCUUCGUGGACCAAUCCUGGGCUAAGAAGGAAGGCAGACAACUCGAGGAGAAGAUUGGUCAACACGAUUCUUCCCCAUUAGAUCAAGCUAGGCGUAACAUAGCUUGGCAUUCAAUCUCUUUCCAAAUGCCAAGAGUGUAUAGGCCCAUGAAAGGAUCAACUACAGGUUCUUGA